AUGCAGCCCUUGCGCAACCGACUCAUAUGUCGCGCCCAUAAUCGCUUCUCGCCCUCCAUUGCCCUGUGGCAGCACUUUGUCGCACCCAGCCGCCCACUUCUCCUCCAGCAGCGCCUCUCGUCCUCCACAACCGAAGCUACACAAGACAAUGGGACUCAAGACGUUGGGGGUAUUGGCUCUCAAGAGGCGAUCAAGAUCAACAAAUCGGGUGCCGAGUCUGGAGGGGAGGGACAGCAAGAGGGCAGGAUCGAUAAACAACCCCAACUGAAGAUUAAGAAGAAAAAAACUCAAAAGGGCAAAUGGUUUCCCACUCCAGUAGAGGCAUCCAUAGCCAAAAAUAUCCAGAAAUCUAUCGACAAGGGACCCGCCGAACACCGGGAGAUGCUUGCUACUGCGAGAGCCGCAUUCAACCAAGCCGAGGACUAUGAGGGUGUUGUUGUGAAGCCCAUAUUCCAUCCUAAACCUGUCUGGGAGAAGGCGCUACCUUGGUGUGUCAGUGAAGAGGAGAUGCAAUUGGAUGGGAUUGAAAGGCUGGCUAUCGAGAUCCCAAAAUUCCACGAAUAUGUGACACCGAGCAAAAUGCAGAAAGUCGCUCGGAAACACGUCAUCAAACGGGUUGAAAAACACGUCCAAUACAUUCUCCCAAAACACACUCUCGAGGUGUUUGGUUCGGAGAGGACGGGCUUGGCUCUGGCUACAUCAGACAUCGAUCUUCGAUUGAUAUCGCCAGGGCAAGAUAGGACUGCUGAAGCGGCCAAUUUUCCACCCGUGCCUACUGUACGAACAGAGUUGCGGGAAGAUCUACAGAAACUAUACCGACGAAGUCUGCAAAAACACAAGUCGUACAUAUUACCUUCGAUCCGCUGGGCGCGUUACCCUUUGAUAUCCCUACAAGAUCUGAGGUCCGGCCUGGAUGUGCAGAUUGUGUUGUCAAACGAUACGUCGGCCUCGAGGAAGAUCAUGCAAGAGUACAUGAACGAGUAUCCAUACCUCGCGCAACUGCACACUCUGAUAAAGACCAUGUUCGAUCUCCGAGGCCUCUCAGACGUUUUCCGAGGAGGCUUUGGGUCCUACUCGCUUUUCAUGAUGAUUGUAGCCAGCCUUAAACACAGCCCGCAUCCGCGCAACGAUGCCGCAGGAGGUUUCAUGAACUUCCUCAAAUUCUACAGCGACUUCGACACUACGAAGAAGGGCAUCUCCAUCGAUCCCGUCAUGCUAUUCGACAAGGUAGCCGAUGCCCCCUUGACCGGCACAACCAAAGCCAAGCUCCAGGAAGGACUCAACAAACCCCUCCCGAACUACAUGCUCAGCCUGCGUGACCCCGCCGACGAGACAAACGACCUCGGUCGCAAAGGCAUAGCAAUCAAGCAUGUCCAAGCGACCAUCAAAUCUCUGUCCCGCCAGCUCCUGCACGACAUAGGUCACAAUAACCGGUUCAGCAUACUAGCCCCCCACGUGGGCCCCUGCUUCAGGCUCAACGAAGGCCGUCACGCUAAACUCGAGACAUUCGGCACCUUCCUCUGGGAGAAGAUAAAGAUUCGACUCGAUGAAACAGCCAAAGUAGUACGAGAGGCCGAGAAGACAACACGAAUGGCCAAUCAGAUCAAACGAAAGGCCGAUCAGGCAAAACGAGAGGACGGUAUUGAACAACCGCAGGCAGAGCUGGAGGAAAGAGCCGCGGCCAAGUCUGCAUCCGUGCAACAGGAGGCUGUUGCUGAGGAAGUCGACUUGACGGAAGAGCCAGAGCCGAUUGUCGAUACGUCUGCCGAAGGGGCAAAAGAGUCGAGCAGUGUAUGA
Dothidotthia symphoricarpi CBS 119687 is the source of this 1797-nucleotide messenger RNA. RefSeq lists its product as uncharacterized. The transcript has 3 exons. Lineage: Eukaryota; Fungi; Ascomycota; Dothideomycetes; Pleosporales; Dothidotthiaceae. The coding region runs from base 1 to 1797 and encodes 598 amino acids. Gene Ontology annotation, cellular component: TRAMP complex; nucleolus. The record is from RefSeq and is a predicted model, not a curated record. Gene Ontology annotation, biological process: RNA 3'-end processing. Gene Ontology annotation, molecular function: poly(A) RNA polymerase activity; mRNA binding.